Messenger RNA from Phytophthora nicotianae INRA-310, 474 nucleotides. RefSeq lists its product as hypothetical. The coding region runs from base 1 to 474 and encodes 157 amino acids. Gene Ontology annotation, biological process: DNA recombination; DNA integration. Gene Ontology annotation, molecular function: DNA binding. The record is from RefSeq and is a predicted model, not a curated record. The transcript has 2 exons. NCBI's taxonomy places the organism in Eukaryota, Oomycota, Peronosporomycetes, Peronosporales, Peronosporaceae.
AUGCUCCUGAAAGGCAUCAACCGUCUCGACCAGCCCGUUCGCCACAAAGCCCCAGUCUCUCUCAACCUUUUAAAAAGGCAAGCAAUUUGCUUGUUCCCGCUCAGAGCAGGAGAUGUCAUCCUGGUUGACUAUCCCGGCUCCGCAACCGCUCACGCUCGCGGAGCCACGUCUGUUCACAUUCGAUUGCGAGGCUCCAAGACAAACCAGCGGGGUGAACCAACACUCCGAAUGCUGAAUCGCUCGGGCCACGGUUUCCUCUGUCCAGGCUUCGGGGCUCUAUGUCUGUUCAAGGCAAGACACCCGCUGCCGGCUGACAUCCCGAUUGUGGUGUUUGUCAGCGCGCACAGUCAUCCAGACUGCGUGUCAUCGUCUGCGAUAUCAAAGGUGAUCCGCCAGGCGCCGGUGGAGCUUGGCGAUGAUCCGGCAGACUUUAGUCCGCACUCACUGAGAGCCGGCGGAGCGUCACACAUGUAG